Molecule: messenger RNA, 945 nt
Organism: Dipodomys spectabilis (banner-tailed kangaroo rat)
Lineage: Eukaryota; Metazoa; Chordata; Mammalia; Rodentia; Heteromyidae
Product: olfactory receptor 14A2-like
Exons: 1
Coding region: 1-945 (314 amino acids)
Biological process (GO): G protein-coupled receptor signaling pathway
Cellular component (GO): membrane
Molecular function (GO): olfactory receptor activity; G protein-coupled receptor activity
Source: RefSeq, a predicted model, not a curated record
AUGGCCAACCUUACAUUAGAGACAGACUUCAUUCUCACUCAACUCUCUGACAGCAAGCAAACCCAGCUCUUCCACGGCUUUCUGUUUCUACUCAUCUACAUGAUCACUCUCAUGGGGAAUCUUCUCAUCUUUACCCUUGUCACCAUGGACCGGUGUCUUCAUACCCCAAUGUACUUCUUCCUGAAGAACUUGUCCUUCUUUGAUGUGGGCCUCAUUUCAGUCACUGUCCCCAACUUUAUUUGGAACUGUUUGACUCACAGGAGUAUCAUAUCUUUCUCAGGAUGUGUGAGUCAGGUCUUGUUGGUGGUUCAUUUUGUUGGGUGUGAGAUUUUCAUCCUGACAGCCAUGUCUUACGACCGCUAUGCGGCGAUCUGUCACCCACUACACUAUGAGGUCAUCAUGAACAAUAGAAUCUGUGCACAGUUGGUAGCUGUUUCUUGGUUCCUUGGCAGUAUCUUUGCCAUGUUAUUCUCAGGUGGAACUUUCUCUCUAUCAUUUUGUGGUUCCAGAAAACUCCCACAAAUUUUCUGUGAUGUCCCCUCUCUACUGAAGGUUUCUUGCUCUAGGAAACAUACCAUCACUGAUGUUAGUGUGACCAUUGCAAUCACAUAUGGAUUUCUGUGCCUUGUGUGCAUUGGGUAUUCAUACAUUUACAUCUUUAAUACAGUGCUGAGAAUGCCAUCCCUACAAGGGCGGUCGAAAGCCUUCUCCACCUGUGUGCCCCAUCUCAUAGUUGUCACCACGUUUAUAGUUACAGCUGCUUUCGCGCAUAUGAAACAAGUCCCUGACUCUCCACAGCUUGUGGACUUCUUAGCAUCUGUUUUCUAUUCUGUGGUGCCUCCAUCUUUGAACCCUGUAAUAUACAGUCUGAGAAAUAAGGAAAUCAAGGCUGCUGUUUGGAGGCUCCUAUGGAGACUGCAACAUUGUAUGUUGGGAAAACAAUAG